Poecilia reticulata (guppy) is the source of this 1512-nucleotide messenger RNA. RefSeq names its product serine protease 27-like. Gene Ontology annotation, molecular function: serine-type endopeptidase activity. Lineage: Eukaryota; Metazoa; Chordata; Actinopteri; Cyprinodontiformes; Poeciliidae. The record is from RefSeq and is a predicted model, not a curated record. Gene Ontology annotation, biological process: proteolysis.
UGAAAACCAGAGAAAAGAAGUACUGGUGACAAUGGCUCUUCAAGGGUUUGCAUGGGGCAUCACUGUGAUGAUCGCGCUGUUCUUCAAAGGAGGUGACUCGCAACCCGCCUGUGCCAGGACUCCCAUCAACAGCAGGAUCAUUGGAGGGCAAGAUGCGUCUCCAGGAAGUUGGCCCUGGCAUGUGGCUUUUACCUCAGAUGGCUACAACAUCAUUUGUCAAGGAUCUCUGAUCACCGAUGAGUGGGUGCUAACAGCUGCUCAAUGCUCAAGAAGCUAUUACCUUAGUGGUGCAGUUUUGCACUUAGGUGCCACCAACCAGUCUGGACUUGGUGAAGUGACUCGGAGAGUUGACUACAUAGCCUGCCAUGAAAACUACACUUCCUAUGGUGGAGACGACAUCUGCCUUGUGAAGCUGUCUGCUCCUGUCAACUUCACUGACUACAUCCGACCAGUGUGUUUGGCUGCAGAAAAUAGCACUUUCUAUGAUGGAACCAGCAGCUGGGUUACUGGUUUUGGCUACAGUGGGUACUACUAUUAUCCCAACACUCUCCAGGAGGCUGAUGUUUCAGUACUUGGAAACACUAAAUGCUCCUGCUUCUACCGCACCUACUACUACUAUUACUACUACUACAAUGGCCGUUCAAUAACAGACAACAUGAUGUGUGCUGGAAGUGAAAAUGCCACAAAGGAUGCAUAUUAUGGAGACCAAGGCGCAGCUCUAGUGACCAAGAAAGACUCCAUCUGGGUCCAGAGUGGGAUUGCGAGUUAUGUUUAUGAUCACUACCUGGGCCGACCUUCUGUCUACACUCGUGUGUCCCAGUACCAUAAAUGGAUCACCGACAGAAUCACUGGCAUGGAGCCGGGCUUUGUUACCUACACCUCCCCAGGCAAUGACAGCGACUUGAACUACACCUGUCAACCACCACCAUCUCCCACUCCCUUUCCCACUUGGUACAUUUCCACUCGGUACCCCAACUUUACCACUCAGCACCCUUACUUUACCACUCAGCAUCCUACCACUGAUGACAGCAUAUUUGGCGGUGGUGAAACUCUGAUUCCCAUCGCUCGUGUCUUCCCUCUCUCUGCUCUUGUUCUGUUUCUCCAUCUGUUUGUUGGUGGUGCUGGAAACUAACUCAUAACUUUCACUCAUGCUGCACUCUAGUUCAUAACCAACUCUGUCUUCAUUAGAAUCAAAAUGUUGAUAUUGUUCAUCUGACUUAAUUUUAAUUCACAAAUUAAGAUUUCUACAAAGCAAAUGAAGGGGAAAAUAAGUUUAUCUGGUAAUUAGUUUAGCAGACCUCUCAUAAAAUUGACAUAUUUUUUUCUUUUUUCUGUCUUUUACAUUGUGUUGAUUUCAUUUACCGGACUAUAAAUGCAAAUUAAAUCUCAAGUGUUUAACAAACAACAGGUUUGAGACUUUUAGCAACCAAUCAUACUGUUAUUUUAUUAAAUGUGAAAAACAAACGGUGAUUAGUGAUAAAUGAACUGUGAUUAAAGUCAUUCAAAACUAUA